GGGGCGGGGUGCAGCGGGAGGGAGCGGAGAUGUUUGGAGCUUUUUUUUAAUAUAAAAUUAUUUAUUUAAAUAAAAAUGGCCGCCGUGGAGAGCGGAGAGCAGAGACUGGAGGAAGCGCAGGAGAGCGAGGAGGGACCUGCUGACCCCCAGCAAACCUCCAGAGAGAGAGACCGGUCCCACAGUAAGACCAAGAAGGCCCGUAGAGAGCGUCGCCAUGCCGACCGGGGGUCGGAGACAGCAGCCUCGGCCACGCCUUCAACAACCGGGCAGCCAGAGACAAGGGCGGAGUCACAGGUGUUGGAGCCGGUGGCGGGCCCCUCAGAGCCGGGUCCAUCAGAACCGGGCUCAGAAUCAGCUGCUGGCAGCGAGUCUGCUGGCUCUCCCAGGCAGCGGCGCUCUAUUAUCCGGGACCGCGGCCCACUAUAUGAUGACCCGUCGCUGCCCGAAGGCUGGACUCGCAAACUGAAGCAGAGGAAGUCCGGACGCUCCGCUGGGAAGUUUGAUGUCUACCUGAUCAAUUCAGAGGGGAAGGCGUUUCGCUCCAAGGUGGAGCUCAUUGCCUACUUCCAGAAGGUUGGCGACACCACCACUGACCCCAAUGAUUUUGAUUUCACCGUCACUGGGCGAGGAAGCCCAUCCCGCCGUGAGAAGCGCCCCCCAAAGAAACCUAAGGUGGUAAAGCCAUCGGGACGAGGCCGUGGGCGCCCCAAAGGCAGCGGGAAGAUUCGGCAGGCUACAGAGGGCGUGGCCAUGAAGCGCGUGGUCGAGAAAACUCCAGGAAAACUGCUGGUCAAGAUGCCAUUUGGCAAGGCAGAAUCCUCCACUGGCACUACGUCUACCACUUCAAAGGUGGUGUCUCCUGCCCUCGUGAGCAAAUCUCGUCCCGGCAGAAAGAGGAAGUCAGAGCAGGAACUGCCACCUCCACCACAGACCGCUCCCAAGAAACGGGGCAGGAAACCGGCCUCCGCCUCAGCUUCGGCACCAUCAUCGGUUCCCACGGCAUCCACCUCCUCUGCAUCGGCCUCUGCGAGCACAGCGGCCGGGAGCUAUGCUGCUGCUGCCAUUUUGGCUGCGGAGGCCAAACGGAGAGCAGCCAAGGAGUCUUCCAGCAAACCUGUCGUCCAGGAAACAGCCCUGCCAAUCAAAAAACGUAAAACAAGGGAGACUGUGGAGGAGCGAGAGGGAGCUCAGACUCCGGCAGCUCCAACAGCCGAGACUGGUAGGAGGGUUGCUGCAGAGGAGGAGGGAGGUCCCAGCUCCGAGCCUCAGCCUGCCCCCUCCGAACAGAGCCAAUCACAGUCAACAAAGCAGCCGUCUGCUUCAGACGACGGCCAAUCACACGGACACAAGACACAUAAAGGGCGGAAGCACAAGGAGAAAACGGGAAUAACAGCUAGUGAGGGAGGAGGCAGAGGAGAGGAUGGAGGAGAGGGAGGAGGAGGGGGGAAGAGUAGCAGCAGCAGCAGUAGCAUCAGCCAAUCAAAGAGCCACAAACGGAAGGAGCGACCACCGCACAAGCACCACCAUCAUCACCACCACCACCAUCACCAUCAUCGCCACCAACAGUCAUCUGCCUCCAUGCUGGAUCAGCCUCCUCCUCCUCCUCCUCCUCCUCCUCCACCCUCCAGGCCUGAAGUCGAGCCUCCGUCUGCCCCCCUGCUGCAAGCUCCUCGACCACAGUCCCUGCCUGAACCUCGGCAUCCUGCCCCUCAGCUACGCCACCAAUCCCCCAGUUCUAGUCAGGCCCCAGCCCAGCCUCGACAUCCAGUGGCCCAGUCCUCUCCCACCUUACAUGUCCUUCCCCAACCACGGCUCCAACAGCCCCUGCCUCCAGCUCACAGGCAUCCUCAGCCCACCGACCAGAAAACCCAGUCACAGCCCCUUCACUCACCAGCCCAGCAUCGACCCCAGCCCCAGGCUUUGCAUGCUCCGCCCCAGCCCCCAUCCAUCUUGCAUGUUCAACCCUCUCAGACAAGACAUCCACAAACACAAACCCAGUCCCCUGCACCACUCCAACCGCAGCCCAGGCACCUGUCUCAGCCCCAACCCCAGCCCAGGCACCCGUCUCAGCCCCAACCACAGACCAGGCACCCAUCUGAACCCCAACCACAGACCAGGCACCCGUCUGAACCCCAACCCCAGCCCAGGCACCCGUCUCAGCCCCAACCCCAGCCCAGGCACCCAUCUGAACCCCAACCCCAGCCCAGGCACCCGUCUCAGCCUCAAUCCCAGACCAGGCACCCGUCUCAUUCCCAGACCCAGCCUAAACAGCAGUCCCAGCCCCGGCAGUCCCUUCAGCCUCAGCUCCAACCACAAGCUAGGACCCCACCUCAACCUCAGCUCCAGUCCAGGACCCUAACACAAGUUCAGAGUCACUCCCAGUCCAGAUCCACAGCCCAACUUCAAUCGCAACUGCAGCCAAGAACCUCUGCCCAACCUCAGCCUCAACUUCAGCCUCAGUCCAGGACCCCAAUUCAGCCUCAACCUCAGCCUCAGUCCAGCACCCCGACCCAGCCUCCACCUCAGCCCCAGUCCAGGACCACACCCCAGCCUCAGCCCCACUUGCAGCCCAGGCAUCAGGCGAGGCCCCAACCGCAGACAAGGCACCCAUCACAACACCAACUCCAGACUCAGUACAGACAACAACCCAGACGGUCUGUCCCCCAUUCAAGGCCUCUUCAGUCCCAGUCCCAAGCGCAGCCCCACUUCCAGCGAAUUCAGACCCAGCAGCAGCCCCAGCAGCGCCCCCAACCCCACCCUCAGCUCACCCAGCCGCAUGUGCAGCACCUCUUACCCCACCGACCAUCUUCUAGCCUAACCAGGACCAACCUUGUCCCCACUCAGCAGAACCAGAGCGAACAGCCCCAGGACCUGAGUACCACUCGGCCCGGCAGAGGAAGCGUGCUCCCAAGCCGAGACAUCGGCAUGGAGGCUGUCAAGCCAGAGGGGCGAGGGGAGGCAGCUGCGGUAUUGGAGAGCAGGGAAGUUUUAGGAGGAGGGUCAAACAGCACUUCGAGGCCUCCCGGACCUCCUGGAGCAGCCGGAGCCGGACUUGUGCCUGGAGCAGAUGGUAGGGCCAGACUCCGGGCGGAGCCGGAGGCAGCAGGUGAGGGCAGGGAGCUCAGAGACAUCGUCCCCCAGUCAGCCGUCCCGUGUCCCAGCCGAGAGGAAACCGUAGAGUCACGGACUGCCGUCAGCGAGAGAGUCAGCUGAUCAGUCAGAAUCAAGCCGACUGAUCAGCUGACUGACAGAGUCUGUGCCGGGUGGAAGAGGAAUGAGACUGUGCUGUUCCUGGAGAUUUUUACAUUGUUUUCAGAUAGAAGCAAAGCAGAGCUGAAGGACUGAUUCUGUCUGGAGAUUCUGUAAAGGACUGCAACUGAGAGGUAGUGUCUUUUUCUAGGAAAAACAAAUGAAAAGGAAAAAACGAUAAAAAGUGUGUAUAUAUAAUCAAAAGGCAGCUGUUGUGUCCCGCUAGUCUCCGUGGAGAGUGGGAGAGUAGUUUGGAACUAAAACCGACGCUUAACAACACGUUACUCUGAGCGAAACAUUGCUUCCCGAAUAUAACCCAUUUAUUUUCUACUUUGAUAGUUUAUUGUUUUGUCUGUUAUACAGCUUUAAACUCUAAUAUUACUGACUGACGCUUCCUGAUCUAAAGGCCUCCUAAGGACUGACUAAUUCACUGACUGAUUCAUUGACUGACUGACUGAUUCACUCACUGACUGACUGAUUCACUGAUUGAUUCACUGAUUUACUGACUGACUGAUUCACUGAUUUACUGACUGAUUCACUGACUGACUGAUUCACUGACUGGCUGACUGAUUCACUCACUGAUUCACUGACUGACUGAUUCACUGACUGGCUGACUGAUUCACUCACUGUUUCACUGACUGACUGAUUCACUGACUGAUUCACUGACUGACUGACUGAUUCGCUGACUGAUUCAUUGACUGACUGAUUCACUGACUGAUUCAUUGACUGACUGAUUCACUGACUGACCGACUGAUUCACUGACUGACUGAUUCACUGACUGACUGACUGAUUCACUGACUGACUGACUGAUUCGCUGACUGAUUCACUGACUGACUGACUGAUUCACUGACUGACUGAUUCAUUGACUGACUGAUUCACUGACUGAUUCACUGAUUCACUGAUUCACUGACUGACUGACUGAUUCACUGAUUCACUGACUGACUGACUGAUUCACUGACUGACUGACUGAUUCGCUGAUUCACUGACUGACUGACUGAUUCACUGAGUGACUGACUGAUUCACUGAUUCACUGACUGACUGACUGAUUCACUGACUGACUGACUGAUUCGCUGAUUCACUGACUGACUGACUAAUUCACUGACUGACUGACUGAUUCACUGACUGAUUCACUGACUGACUGAUUCACUGACUGAUUCAUUGACUGACUGCUCCCUGACCUCUGGUUCGGGUCCACAGGUGUGUUUUUAGACACAUUUUCCUCCCAUCAUUGAACACCUGAUGACGUCCACCUGGUCAGUGUUUCUAUUGGUCAGAUGCUCUACAGGCUCCGCCCUCCAGUGGCCUGUGAGGUGUCAGUAAAAAAGAGCUGCUGACAUCCCUGAUUAGUUUACAUAUCCUCAGAUUUAUGAGCGGCAGCACGGCGCUCCUAGAAUGCAUUGCUGCUGCUGCUGUGGACACGAACCACGGAGUCCUGCUGCUGACCGACUGUUUUACUGAACCUGGUCUUCGACUGAAAGCCUCAGAGGUGAUGUGUGACGGCGGUUUGCACCUUAAACUGGUUCCUUAGAAAUCUCUCACUUUGUUUUCUUACCCGUUUUCCAUUAAAGCCACAAUGAACAGAAGAAUGUUUUCCAUCCAGACCCUCCAGUCUGGUCCAGACCCCAACCAGGACUGAGUUCUGGUGGUUUGAUAAGAGGUGGUUCUUCCAGGAUUCUUCCACUCUGCUCUUCAUCAGUCUGUUUGUCUUCUGUUUCCAAAGGAAGCGCUUUUACUAUCAGUCCCACUCUGACAGUAGCUCCAUUUCAGUUCUAGUCUUCUUACAGAGUGGGAGAGGACUCAUCUUACUCGUCUUCAUGUUGAAUGUCUGGAACAGUUUGCACUCCUCCAGUCUGAACAGUCAACCGCCUGCAUGUCACUCGGAGACCCUGCAGGCUUCAACCAGAGCGUCCGUACGCAGAGCUCCACCUGGCCUCACCUGGUCUGGACGCACCCAGCAGAAGGUCCCUGGAGGUUCAGAUCAGAGUCCUGGUCCUGGAGCUGCUGCUUCAGGACGUCCUAGAGGGUUUCAGACGCAUCAUCUGCAGGUAGACAGCAAAAUAUGGAGCAGGUGAAACAAUAAAACACAAAACGGCUGCCGAGUCCUCCUCAGCCAACAUGCUAAUGUUGCUAGCAGCAGCUUACUGUCAUUCAGAGGCUGCGUUCAGAUCACUUCAGAGGUAUGCUAAUUUACAGCAUGCUGGGAAAGCUGCCUUCAGUGGUACCUUCCACAUCUCUAAUAUCUCUAAUAUUUACAUCCUGACCACCUGCUACUCUGACCGGUGGUCAACAGACCCCUUUCAGCUCUGCACCAGUACAACAUGUUUCCCACAGUACCUGAAUGCAGCACACAUGACACAGUGAUCAGUACUGAGCAUGCUCAGAUCCAUUCAGAUCUACAGGGGGUCCUCGACCGAGUUCUGUUCCUACGGUGUGAUGUAAGCCGAUUUUCACAAAAAUGGGAUCUCUGGUGAAAAUGUAAACGAAGCAGUUCUGUGCAUCACGAUAUUGAUCAGUUUAUUUGUACAACUACAGUAAUGAAAGCAGUCAUUAGCUCACAUUGAAACUAUAGUAUAAAAAGCUCACCGGGAUACGCCGUUGCUGUUAGUCUUCCAGCCAAAGCAGUAAGAAUCUUUCCAUCUCAGUAAUGAGACCACUACGCUGCUGUGUAAUCACACAAAAUCUGUUUUUGAACUAGAGGCUAAAUGCAGUGAUUUAUUUUAGUGUGAAAGUAAAGAAACAUUUUCAUUUACAUCCAGCUCUGUAAGCAGGACGGGAUCUGCCAUCUGGACAGCGGUGUGGGUCUCCUCCAAUCAGACAGUGGGAUGCUGUGGGGUUACCAGACUUACAGCUUGUGCUUUGGGACGGGAGGAGCUCACAGCGCCACCUGCUGCUCAUUGAGGACAGUAACUGCAGCAAAAUACAAGCUUUAAUUUGAGUCUCUAAAACACCAGAAAAAGUCACUAGAUUUGUCGCUAGUUGCUUUUGACAAAAAAAGUCGCCAGGAGGACUUAGAAAGUCGCCAUAUUUAACAAGAAAGUCGCCAAGUUGGCAGCACUGCACUGAACCAGUUCCAACAUAACGCUGAAACGCCAUUACCACUAAACUGAGGUCUUCCUGUACUCAGGUAUGGACACACCUGAGAGACUGCAGCCUUGCCCACUCAGAUGAUGUUUUGGAUAUAUUUGGACUAAAAAUGCUGCAGCAGGUGUAUUCAUCACUUGAUCGUCUGAUGUAGAGAAUCCGUGGAGCUGCUGGUGUUUCAGGUGUUAAACCAGACAGCAGUGGGCAUGCUCAGACUGUGACAUCAUCAGCCUGGAUCCUGCAGCUCUGCUUCCAGUUAAUUCUCCAUUUUAAUCACAGUCUGUCCUUCACUUAGCUCCGCCCACUAUUCUGAUUGGUUUAAAGACACAGUAAAGCAGGAUGUGGUGCAGCAGACCUAACCGUGUUUAGACCCAUCCAGAAAAAAACAACUAACCCACGGCCUCCAGUGUUAUCAGAUAUUAUUAAUAUUCAUCAUUCUCUUUUCAUUUGUGUUUAAUCACCUGAAAAUCAGAAUAAACCAGAGGAACGUUCUAAAUACAGAGAACAUUUUAGAACCACUGCACAGACUAAAGGAACACUUCAGAUGGUCCCCAAACUAAAUCAUUUAGGAAUAUUUCUGUUUUUAGACUUAAGAAUUUCUUUCAUUUGAAAUAUUAUUGAUUAUUUUCUAAUAUUUAAAUGUUUCCAGAAAUAGAACUCCCACAGUCCUCUGUGGUUAAACUCCUCCUGAUCGGUUUGAUUUCUGGAGACACUGAGGGUCAAAAUAUAAAAAUUCUCAGAUCUGAAAACAUGAAAUUCUUAAAAUUCAGGCAAAAAUAUUUCACAGAACUUAGUUUUGAUCCCAAAUAAUGAAUAAAUAAACCGUGAACAGAAUCUGAUGCAGCAGCAAGUUACCUGAAAUCUGUCUGAAAAAAACAAUCAGUUCAAGAAAAGUUUUUAAAAGUCUAAACAGCUGAGAUACAAAGAGACAAACACACAAAGAGACAAACACAGACACACACUUCCAGCUGGACUUCCUGUCUGAUCUGAGCCUCCAGUUUCUCUGCAGGCUUCAGUCUGAACGUCUUCAUCAGGAUUAAACUGAAGCUGAGUCGCUGUGAUGUCACCGUGAUGUCAUGUGACAUCGCGGUGACAUCACCGUGAUGUCAGCGAGGUGAGGGCGGAGCCUCUGUGUACGGGGCGCCGCCCGCCGCCCGUCCGCUUCCCUCUGCGAUGGGACUCCAGACUGGACCCAGAAGUACAGUAACCAGCCACCAUAUUGCAUGUUCCAGAGUUUAGUGCCUCUAAUAUUGUCGUCUUGCAGGAGCCACCAUGUCAGCCACGUUGUGUUUCUAGAGUAGUAGUGAUGUGUGGUGACUUCAUAGUUGCUAAUAUCCAGGAUGAAUAUUCUGCUUUACUCUGGGUGGAUCAGUCAACUCAAUACACUGUCGCUGUAGACAAACUAGUUUCUACCUGUUUUCUUAUUUUCCUUUAUUACUAAAGCGUUUGUUGUCCCCAAA
This is a messenger RNA of Amphiprion ocellaris (clown anemonefish), 7790 nucleotides long. RefSeq names its product methyl CpG binding protein 2 (gene mecp2). Gene Ontology annotation, biological process: negative regulation of transcription by RNA polymerase II. Lineage: Eukaryota; Metazoa; Chordata; Actinopteri; Pomacentridae. The coding region runs from base 76 to 3213 and encodes 1045 amino acids. Gene Ontology annotation, molecular function: chromatin binding; double-stranded methylated DNA binding; methyl-CpG binding. The transcript is spliced from 6 exons. Gene Ontology annotation, cellular component: nucleus; heterochromatin. The record is from RefSeq and is a predicted model, not a curated record.